AUGUCUCAAGAAUCGCUCCCCAGUGAUACCGUCCACCCCAUCGAACCCGAGGUCAACGUCGACCGCCUAUGCACUGAAAUAACCGUCAGCUAUCUCAAUGGACAACUCAACCUCAAUCAUCUUGCCGCAGUACGCCGUAUAGAGGAGUACGCAUCGUCGACGCCUUCGGACGAGAUUCGGAGGACUUUUGCGUGGAAGAAAUAUGCCUCGAGGGGCCGUCACUCCGUCAGCUUCGAAUUCGGCAUGCCCCAACUCUCUUUCGUGUGCGAUCACGAUGCUCUGCUAGAGCUUACUCUUUUGGAGGCCAAAUUCCGUGUCUCCACUGAGCGGCGUACGCUGGUGGGCAACGACUCCAAAGUUGGCGACUACGAAAGCCGCAUCCACUUACUCGUGUUCGACUUGGAGCAUGCGAAGCAUGUCGAGUGGGAGGGUGUUGAUCAGGAACAUGCGAAGGAAGCAGACCUCGAACGGCAUUUCCUCUUGUACUUGCGCUACCUGCAAGCCGGUGGCCAUCACGUCCUCUUCUUCCCUCCGGAGUUCGACGAGGACGAUCUCCGCCCCAACAUCAACUUCUCUCUCACCACGGACUCUGAUAGCGUCAUUACCCUGGACUCGAUCCUUGGAGUCAGCACAGCGGCAAUCAACAACUACCUCUCGCUCAUGUGGUUUACCUGCGUCUUCAUGGCUCGCGCUCGCGGAGAAGCCAACCAAAUGGUGUGGGACGACAGGACGUUCCUCGCCGGCUUCAAGAGCUGGUUCAUCGCCCCUAACCGUCACUCUGACUGGCACUUCUCUGUUCGGUUCGGGAAGCCUCAAGUACGGAUUCUCUGCGCGCGCGAAAUCAUCCUGACCUUCAAUCUGUCGGAGGUGACGUUUUAUAGUCACGAGGAGCACCCCGAUCCAGCGACGCGGAACAAAGAGCCUGACUACAAAGGAUGGAAGCUGUCGCUCCUGCUUGAGGUUGACGUGUCGAAGACAGAUGUGAAGGUCAACACGAAUAGUAUUCACUACGGCGAACUCUUCUCCACUUACGAAUACCUGAAGGAGGAGCACAAACAAGCACAUGCCGAGUUCAUCCGGUUCUUCGUCGCUCAGUACAUCGAAGUGAUCAGGCGCACGAAGCUGCAAUACCUGUACAGGUGUCUCAUCGAGGAACACUCUCUCAUUCACCGUCGCACCGAAGCCGAUGGCAGCUGGUGGAUGCUUGAGUUCGGAGCGAGAGCCGGCGCCGGCGCUCUCGAUUCGAUGAUCAGAGGGACGAACAUGGGUGGCUUCGACCUCGUCAUGGCCAUCUCGCAGACGUCCAUCACCAACCAGAUCCGUGCACGCUUCCAGAAGGCGCGGGAGAUCUUCUCUGUGUGGAGCGGGGAUCAAGCUCAGAUCGAGGUCAAGAUGAUCACCGUGUCUCUUUUGCCCAAGUCUCGUGCCAUCGUCACCUUCACCGUUACUACGGCCUCAAUGGGUUCUGAGCUUCUUAAUGAUGAUUUGGAGCUCGAAGAAGUACCGGGUGGUCCACACAAUAUCGGCGAAUGCCGUCUGGCUUUCGAGGUCGAACUCAAAUCUUGUGCCCACGACAUGCUCCCGAACCCAGACUACACGGACAGGCCGUACUACGUGCCCGUGAUUGGCGCACAUUACGAGCACAUCUACCUUGACUUAAAGAGCGCGGAACCCAUCCCCGAGCGCUCGACGUUCGAAGAAGGCGCCCCGAUCGACGAGGUCGGGAAGCGGGUCCAGCUCACGCUCAUCCAUCAUCAGCGGCGGCCGGGACCGGACCCGCCCGAGGCCGCGACGGAGCAGAUCCUCUUCGUGCUCGGCAUGACGGGCGGUGCGGGGUUCCCCCGGCGCGAGUACUUCAAGCCGUCCCCGAACUGGAUCGUGCACUCGAGCACCGGCUUCUCGCACGGGACGUUCGCGGUGAACAAGCUCAUCUUCCGGAAGCGGCUCUUCGCGCUCCUCGCGCGUGUCAACGCGCUCACCACCCUCGUCUCCGUCUCCGCGACGGCGCAGAACAGCCGGGACGGCGCGAGCGUGGUCGAGCUCUGGGCGCGCCACCCGGAGUAUCGGGACAAGGAAUGCGCCUGGCUCACGGGCGACGGCACGGACGGGUCGACGCGCAAAAGUAUGAGUGGAAGCUCGACGCAGAACGAGCUCCUGAUGCCGGAUCUGGCGCAGCUGUCCAAAGGCUCCUUCGAGGUGAAGAUGUCUGGUACGACGUCGCUCCGCAUCUUCAGCGACGAGCGGAACAACAGCUGGAGCACCGAGUCCUCCCUCGUCUGGGAGAUCACAAUCUCGAUCAAGACCCAGUCGCGCGGCGCGGUCAAGGUCGAGAUCCUCGGCGCGGACAACAUCAAGCAGAGCGCGCCCAAGACCUCCAACUUGAACGUCGUCGCCGGCGACGACGUCCGCGACGCCUACGCCAUCCUCCGCGCCAACCUCCCCCGCGCCGACGAGUUCACCGCCGUCGGCAAGGAGCUCCGCGAGCUCGAGGGUGCCUGGAAGUACUACUACCCCGCCGCGAACCCCUUCACGCUCUGCUCCCCCACCUUCAACCACAGUGGUGACCUCCUCUUCGAGCUCCGCCGCUCCGCCGCCCCCGCCGCCACGCCCAACGGCCGCGGCCCGUGGACGCCCUCCUCCGGCAGCGGCAGCCCCGGCAGCGCCCGCUCCCACUCCCCCGCCCCCGGCUCCGCCACCACCUCGAGCCCGAGCGGGUCGUCCUCCCCAGGCGGCGGCCCCGCGCGCCACCCGCACCGCCCCGGCUCGCCCGCCGGCCACCGCGCGCCCGACCUGCGCCGCCCAGGCUCGCCCGCAGGCCGCGCCCGCUCGCCCGCGCCGAGCCGCUCGAGCUCGCCCGCCCCCGGCCAGCAGCGCGGGCGCGCGGGCGCAGGCCCGACGGGCGGUCCAGGACUCGGCGCGCGGGCGCAGACGCCGACGCGGGACGCGUCGCGGGUGCGCCCGCCGUUGGGCCGACAGACGACGGCGACGGGGGCCCCGCCGACGGGCACUGGCGGCGCCCUCCCGGGCAGUGAGCGCACGGAGCGGACUCAGCGGACGGAGCGGACGGAGGGAGUCAAGGAGGCGCUGCGGCGGUUUCGGAGGAGCCAGGUCUACGAGCCGUCGGUCGCCGGGCGCACGCCGAGCCUGGGUUACUCGCAGGACGAGUCGUAUUACGGGGGAUAA
Messenger RNA from Epithele typhae, 3183 nucleotides. RefSeq lists its product as uncharacterized. The record is from RefSeq and is a predicted model, not a curated record. The coding region runs from base 1 to 3183 and encodes 1060 amino acids. NCBI's taxonomy places the organism in Eukaryota, Fungi, Basidiomycota, Agaricomycetes, Polyporales, Epitheliaceae. The transcript is spliced from 12 exons.